CGUUGCUGCUUCAUUGUGUUUAAGUGUGAAUUCAAAUCAUAGAAGUAUGGUUUUUGAAAGGGAAACGAUCAAACAUGGACAGCCUGACGAGGCGGAGGAGGUACGGCCACUAAUUUUAGAGUAUUACUGUAGUUUGAAGAAAGAACAAACACUAAUAGAGGAAGAUGCGGGAGAAGAUGGUGCUGAUGAGGAGGAAGAAGAGAUGGUGGACCCCCUAGAAGCAAUAAGACAGAAAUGUGAGCAGACGGCACAUUGCAUGCAUGCAGAAGAAAGACUAGAAGCUUGUGAAACUCGAGUUGGCUCACGGUCACACACUGAAGAGGACUGCACAGAGGAGCUGUUUGACUUUCUACAUGCACAGGACCACUGCGUUGCACAAAAGCUCUUCAGUUCAGUUAAAUGAAGCCCCACUGAGACACUCCGUUCGUUCCAGUUGAGUAUCUGAGCUGUAGAUGUGUAUGUAAAAGUUCAGAACAAGCAUAAACAAAUCUCAAAACUUGUAGUUGUAUGUGAAUAAAUGUGUGUAGACUUCAUGUACACAUGUCUUUGCCUUA
Messenger RNA from Rhinichthys klamathensis goyatoka, 554 nucleotides. Its product is annotated as cytochrome b-c1 complex subunit 6, mitochondrial-like. The transcript is spliced from 4 exons. Lineage: Eukaryota; Metazoa; Chordata; Actinopteri; Cypriniformes; Leuciscidae. The coding region runs from base 47 to 403 and encodes 118 amino acids. The record is from RefSeq and is a predicted model, not a curated record. Gene Ontology annotation, biological process: mitochondrial electron transport, ubiquinol to cytochrome c.